Calliphora vicina (urban bluebottle blowfly) is the source of this 786-nucleotide messenger RNA. RefSeq lists its product as uncharacterized. The record is from RefSeq and is a predicted model, not a curated record. The transcript has a single exon. Lineage: Eukaryota; Metazoa; Arthropoda; Insecta; Diptera; Calliphoridae. The coding region runs from base 1 to 786 and encodes 261 amino acids.
AUGUGGACUUUUCUUAAAGUUGCGUUAUUUUGUGUAAUUUUGGGAUUAUCGGGUAUUUUUGCCGAAUCGAAAGCAGAAGAAUCAGCAGAAUUGGUUGAUGGUAGUGUGAGAAAUGGCCUGUUUUCAUUUAUUCCCAGAAUAACUGGCAGAGCCGGUGCUAAUUAUGUGCCAAUAUUUGAUAUUACAUCGUUUUUUAACAAUAAAGCUACUAAAGCGCCAGCACCAUCAAAAAAGCCAUCGAAAAGACCGACGAAAAGACCAACAAGGAGACCAGUAAACAGACCACCAUAUUAUCCGCCAUACUAUCCUCCAUAUUAUCCUCCGCCAUUUCCUCCACCCUCACAUUAUCCAUAUCCACCGCAUUAUCCCUACCCACCAUAUUAUCCACCGCCUUAUUAUCCACCGCCAGAAACUACUCCAUCGACAACAACCACGAGCACUACAAGCACCACAACAACGACUACUACAACACCUCCACCAACAACAACAACAACUACAACGACUACCACAACACCAGCUCCAACCACAACCACUACAACAACAUCCAGACCAUUUCCACCAUGGUGGCCAUUUCCUACACCAGCAACAGAUCCAACCACAACUACAACAACAUCCAGACCAUUUCCACCACCAUGGUGGCCAUUUCCGUUAAUGCAACCGAAUGUAGCUCCACUUCCCGGUACUCGUUGGCAGUUGGUUUUGGAUCAGAACCCCUACCAAAGGAGCAAUAGGGGAAGAAAAGCCAAAAUUAGUCAAUCCUCCAGAUAUAGGCGAAGAAAAAAGUGA